Messenger RNA from Emiliania huxleyi CCMP1516, 857 nucleotides. RefSeq lists its product as hypothetical. Bases 1 to 579 code for a protein of 192 amino acids. Gene Ontology annotation, molecular function: DNA-binding transcription factor activity, RNA polymerase II-specific; RNA polymerase II transcription regulatory region sequence-specific DNA binding. Gene Ontology annotation, biological process: regulation of transcription by RNA polymerase II; regulation of cell cycle. The transcript has 5 exons. Gene Ontology annotation, cellular component: transcription regulator complex; nucleus. The record is from RefSeq and is a predicted model, not a curated record. NCBI's taxonomy places the organism in Eukaryota, Haptophyta, Isochrysidales, Noelaerhabdaceae.
AUGAAUCUCACUCUCCCGCCUAAGCCAAAGGGGAAGGUGGCCUCCGUCGAAGAGCUGAUCGAGUUCGCCGGGCUGCGCGACAUCGCCGAGGAGGUUGGCAUCGUGCAGCCCGGCGCCGGCGAGGCGGGCCCCUCCAGCGCCGCGCCACGGACUGUCCGCGUGCCCAGCUAUGGCGGCGGAGGACCUGCGGUCCCGGAGGCGCUUGCUGGGAUGGUCGGCGCUGACGGCAAGGAACAGAAGAAGCGCUCGCAGCGCUCGCACGGCGGCAAGGGCGGCGACAAGGGCCUUCGGCACUUCAGCAUGAAGGUUUGCGAGAAGGUGGAGCAAAAGGGACGGACCACGUACAACGAGGUUGCGGACGAGCUCGUAGCGGAGUUUGUCAACGCCGGUGCCGAGAUCUUUUUCAACUUUUCCGCGCCGUUCGAGAUCCACGACGAUAACGAGACCCUCAAGCGGAUGCGGAUGCAGUACUGCGCGCAGGCGAGCGACAUCAGGGGCAUGGUGCCCGAGGGGCUGGUCGAGUUCACCUCCAAUUGGCACCAGCUUGCGGUCAACGCGGCGAGCGCGGCCACCGGCUAGCGCGCGCGAGGCGGGCCAAGAUCUCCUUCGUUGGGGGGGGGUCGGCCGGGUUGCACCCGGGGCGGGGCUGCGCGCGCUUUGGCUGCGCCGCCGCCGCUUCCACACGCGACUAAAAUGUUCAGGCCGAUCGUCCCCGACGCUCAGCUGUCUCGGGAAGCGAAGACAUGUGGCAAGAGCGUAGGGUGGUGUCGCGCGUGCGGGGCUCAGCCGAGGCGCGUCUCGGCGCGCCAGAGGGUGCGCCGCAAACAUAAACGAGAUAUAAGUUUUUUUGUUCAUCG